GGUAGCCGUAGGGUGGAGCAAACGUUGCCUUAGCAACGGCCUCCCUGCAACUUUGAACUUAUGCUUCACAAGAUUGUCAUUAAUGCAAAUUUCUGUAGAUUUGACCACUCAAGGCCUCGAUGGCUACAAGCAGCUCGUCUGUGUUCCUUCUCACAGUGAACGGACAGAUCGAGGGCGCGAACUUUCCCGAAUAUGACAAUUUGUAUUGCAAAUAUUGUUACGUGUACGGCCACGAUUGGGCUCCCACCACAGGUCUAGAAGAAGGCAUCACUCAGAUAACAUGCAAAAGCAGCCAGUCCAACAGGUUAAUAUGGAACUUCCCACUGGAAACCACCUUUAAGAGCACAAACCCAUUUGGAUGGCCUCAGCUUGUGGUGAGCGUGUAUGGUCCAGAUGUGUUUGGCAAUGAUGUGGUCAGGGGCUACGGAGCAACGCACAUCCCUUUCACACCUGGACAACAAAAAAGAACCAUUCCCAUGUUUGUUCCUGAGCCCACGUGGAGACUGCAGAAGUUCACAGGCUGGUUGUUAGGACGGCGGCCCGAGUACACGGACCCUAAAGUUGUAGCGCAGGGGGAAGGCAGAGAAGUGACGAGGGUUCGGUCUCAAGGCUUCGUAACGGUUUCCUUCAACAUCAUGACUAAAGACAUGAAGAAGAUGGGCUACGAUGCAGGACCACCUAUCCCAUCCAACACCCAGUCUGCCACACCCGACUCGUAGAGGAAAUAACUCACUGCUCGUUAUUUAAGCCUUCAGGAUGUUUUUACGUUCACAUCAAAAAAUGCAAAUUCAUGUGAAUUUACAGCAGUCAGCCAUAACAUUAUAACCACUUCUCACGUUCGACACAAGCAAAUACGGGGGGUAUCUGAAAUCGGGACAUUGGAUGUUUUUGACUUAUCUGGAUAGUAUGAGUCGGUUUAUUUAAAGUAAUACUUUAGAUCUUCUGAAGUGGAGUUCGACAGAACAAUUGUUCAAAUCCUACUUGCAGGUCUUUAAAUAACCUGUUUGGAGAAACAGAUUAAUUCUGACAACAAAGAGUUAACAGCUAGUCCAACCACAGCCAAUCAAAGUGGAUUAAAUUCCAUAUUUGGAAUGUGAUCACUUUGUAGAAUCCUAUAGUUGGGUUUUCACAUCAAACCUCCAGUAUGUAGGUUUGUUGUACCAAUAUGAGUAGUGUUAAAGUAUCAGCGGUCAUAAUGUUAUGGCUGAAUGAUGUUGAUCCACAAUACUGACCACAGAUGACUUUAUAU
Messenger RNA from Nematolebias whitei (Rio pearlfish), 1249 nucleotides. RefSeq names its product B9 protein domain 1 (gene b9d1). Gene Ontology annotation, cellular component: MKS complex. The record is from RefSeq and is a predicted model, not a curated record. The transcript is spliced from 7 exons. Gene Ontology annotation, biological process: cilium assembly. Lineage: Eukaryota; Metazoa; Chordata; Actinopteri; Cyprinodontiformes; Rivulidae. The coding region runs from base 120 to 719 and encodes 199 amino acids.